Molecule: messenger RNA, 1087 nt
Organism: Paramecium primaurelia
Lineage: Eukaryota; Ciliophora; Oligohymenophorea; Peniculida; Parameciidae
Source: the annotation of a GenBank genome assembly
AUGAACUUAGGAAUAUAAUAGUGUUAAAAGAUAGAUCAUCUUAAAAAUCCCAUUAUAGGAAUAUGUACAGACAGAGUUUGCUAAAGCUAAAGGCUUUACUGCUUUUUAUGUAUUGAAAACCAUAGAGACCAUCUAAAUAGUUUAAUUCAAUAUGAUUGGCUUCGAAAUUAGAUGGUCUCAAGUAUUUAAAUUAUAAAGGAAAUCUCAUUUAACAUAUAGGAAUGUCAUUAAGUUAUACAUAUAUUAAACAGCUUUAUUAAGUCUGCUGAAGACUGCAUCUUGAAUAAUUUAUAGGAAUUUCAAAUUGAAAAUUUGGAUUAAUAGAUUAGUUAAUUUAGAAAAUUAGGAUAAGCUUAGGAAACUUUAUUACCUUAAUUAAGUGAGUUGAUAAAAUUAUUAAGGUUGAUGGGAAAAGAAUGGGAAAACUUAGAGAAAAGACAUAGUAUAGAAAAUGAUUUUGGAGUAUAAAAUAAAAUAUAACAAACUAAAUUGAUUUAGAAAUAAUAUUGUGAUUAGAAAGAAUCAAUUUAAUCUUUAAUAAAUAAGCAUAAUUAAUUAUUAGUAAGAUUUGAAGAGAAUUAUUAAUGUAGAUAUGUUGAUAUCCAGCAAUAUGGAAAAAUUGUGUAAGGUCAAGGUUUAUUUUUUGGAAAUUAAAUGAUUCCUAAGAUUGGGAUAACAAAAUUUACAUUAAAAAUAUGGGAUGUUAAGGCUUUUGUUAAUAUUGGUGUGGGUGAUAAAGAUACGAUUGUUAGAACCAAUUACGCUCCUAAUUUAAAAUUUAUUGGACAUGGGUAAAUAAAAUAUCUAACUUAGAGCAUACUUAAUAAGUAAUUAAGGUUACAAUUAUACUCAUUUAUCCAAAACCUAAAAUGAUGUUUAGCAAUCAUUCAUUUUUAAUAAAUAUGAUGUUAUAUUAAUAGAAAUCAACAUGAAUCUCAAAGCAAUAUUUUGGACUAAAAAGUCAACUCUUUAAUAAUUUGUAAAUUUAUGUAUUUUACAUUAUUAGUAAUUAGAAAUAAAUAAUGAAUAAGAUUUAUAUCCUCUGAUUAUAUUACACGGCAAAGUUGAAGUUUUAGAUAACUUUUGA